This is a messenger RNA of Anoplophora glabripennis (Asian longhorned beetle), 3134 nucleotides long. RefSeq names its product neutral alpha-glucosidase AB (gene GCS2alpha). Gene Ontology annotation, molecular function: carbohydrate binding; alpha-glucosidase activity. The transcript is spliced from 15 exons. The coding region runs from base 200 to 2929 and encodes 909 amino acids. The record is from RefSeq and is a predicted model, not a curated record. Gene Ontology annotation, biological process: N-glycan processing; carbohydrate metabolic process. NCBI's taxonomy places the organism in Eukaryota, Metazoa, Arthropoda, Insecta, Coleoptera, Cerambycidae.
AGCCGGUUUAUCUUUAUCAUUUUCCGGUGCUUCCACUUCAGUGCCGGCUGUUUUGCACAUGUCAGUAAUCAUAAUCUGAAAACUGACGUGGAUUUUAAGUUUUCAUGUUGAAUGUCUUAAGAUUUGGGAAGUGGAAGGAAAAAACAAAUAUAAAAGAAUAUAUAUUUUUUUAAUUUCUAAUACAUCGCCAUUCGCCAAUAUGGCUUCGAAUUCAUGGUUCACUCUUUUCUUGCUGGUUUUUGUAUUAUCAGUAUUUGCAGUAGAUAAAAAUAAUUUUAAAACUUGCGAGCAAAGUAGUUUUUGCAGACGGUUAAGGGGUAUUACAGAAGGUGAAAGCAAAUAUAUGUUGGACCUGGAAACUCUUCAAGUUGGCGAAGACACGAUUGAAGCCAAAUUAAUAAAUGUAGAAGCAGAUAUUCCUUUUAAAUUUUCACUUACAGCCAUAUCUGGCAAUAUAUUUCGGUUGCAAGUAGAUGAAGUUAGUCCAUUGUAUCCUAGAUAUCGCCCCCAAAAUGCUUUGAAGGGGGAACCUCAAGUUACUAAACUGGAAGUUUUAGACCGGAACAAAGAAAGUAUAACAGUACGUUCAGGUAAUAAUAAGGUAGCAGUUUAUUCAAAACCUUUUAAGUUGGAAUUCUUUGAAAAAGAGCAGUUGGUGAGUGUUGUGAAUGGUAGAGGACUAUUCAAAUUUGAACAUUAUAGAAGCAAACCGAAGGAAAAUGAUGAAGAAGGUGAAGCACAACAAACAGAUGAAGAUCCGGGCGCAUGGGAGGAGAAUUUCAAGUCGCAUCACGAUAGCAAACCACGAGGACCUUCGGCGGUAGGUGUUGAUGUUGCGUUUCCCGGUGCUAUUCGUAUAUAUGGACUCCCUGAACAUGCUGACAGCCUUGCUCUAAGAACUACAGGUUCGGGUGGUUUGGAACCUUACAGGUUAUAUAAUUUGGAUGUAUUUGAGUAUGAGAUGGACUCUACUAUGGCACUUUAUGGAGCUGUUCCUGUUGUAUAUGCACACUCGCCAAAAGGCACAGUCGGAGUUUUCUGGCACAAUUCCGCUGAAACGUGGGUCGAUAUCAAAAAUAGCAAGGAUGGCAAUGUAAUGUCAUCGAUAGUAAAUUUAGUGUCAGGCACUAAAACUGAUAACAGUGUCGAAGCUCAUUUUAUGAGCGAAAGCGGUGUCAUUGACAUGUUUGUUCUUAUGGGUCCUAAACCGAAAGACGCCAUUAGGCAGUAUGCUUCUCUUACUGGGGUUGCUCCUUUACCACAGUUCUACACAUUGGGUUAUCAUCAGUGUCGUUGGAAUUACAAUGACGAAGAUGACGUGACCAAUGUAGUGGAAAACUUCGAUGCUCACGAUUUGCCCGUCGAUGUAAUGUGGUUAGAUAUUGAGUACACGGAUGGUAAAAAAUAUUUCACUUGGGAUCCCAUAAAGUUUGCCCAUCCGGACGUAAUGAUUAAUAACUUAACUGCUACUGGGAGGAAACUUGUAAUAAUUAUCGAUCCUCAUAUUAAAAGGGAGGCUGGUUAUUUCUUACACGAAGACGCACUAGCCAAUGAUUAUUAUGUAAAAAAUAAAGAUGGAAGUGUUUAUGAGGGUUGGUGUUGGCCUGGAUCAAGCAGUUAUUUAGAUUUUUAUGACCCGAAAACGGUCGAUUACUACAAGGGCUUGUACGCUUUAGAUAAGUUCAAAGGUACCACGCACGACGUGUACAUAUGGAACGACAUGAACGAACCCUCGGUAUUUAACGGCCCAGAGGUUACGAUGCCCAAAGAUUGCGUACACUUUGGCGGGCUAGAACACAGGGAGGUUCACAACGAAUUUGCCCUAAAACAGGUCAUUCCAACGUACGAAGGUUUGAUUCAAAGGUCUAACCACAGGAGACCCUUCAUUCUUUCAAGAGGUCACUUUUCCGGUUCGCAGAGAUACGUCACGAUUUGGACGGGGGAUAACGCAGCUGAGUGGUCUCAUUUGGCGGCCAGUUUUCCCAUGUGUCUUUCGGAGGCUAUUGGCGGUAUAAGCUUUUGCGGUGCCGAUAUUGGGGGUUUCUUCAAUAAUCCGGACACUGAGUUGCUUCAAAGAUGGUAUCAGGCCGGUAUAUGGUUGCCGUUCUACAGAGCCCAUGCCCACAUUGACACCAGACGCAGGGAACCGUACUUAUUCAAUGAAGACGUGCGUAACAGAAUUAGAACAGCUCUACGAUUAAGAUACGCUCACCUUCCGCUGUGGUACACACUGUUCUGGGAGCACGAAAUUACCGGCGAUCCCGUCAUAAGGCCGCUUUUCUAUCAGUAUCCCGACGACGCGAAUGUGGUUGAUAUCGACAAGGAACUUCUCGUAGGAUCUUCCAUUUUGGCGUUAGUUAUAUCAGAACCGGGAAUUUCCACGACUAACGUGUACUUGCCAGGAGGAUUCUCCGAAUAUUGGUACGAUAUUGAAGACUUCAAGCUUUAUCCGGGAACUGGAGUCUAUAACCUGCCGGCGUCACUCGAUAAGAAUAUUGCAUUCUACCGUGGUGGUAGUAUUAUACCAAGAAAAGACAGACCUAGGAGGGCAGCGUCUUUAAUGCACAACGAUCCGUUUUCACUGUACGUGGCACUGGAUAGCAAGAAAUCUGCUUCGGGUACACUUUACUUGGACGAUUACCAGAGUUUCGAGUACAAGAAUAAUAAGAAAUAUUUGUACAUCCACUUUGAUUUCAAAGAGAACACUUUAACAAGCAAGUUGAUCGAUAAGACUGAUUAUCCUACUAAAGAGUGGAUCGAAAGAGUGGUGAUUUUGGGUCCACCAAGUGGCAUAAAGGGCGCUAAACUCACUAGUAAAAGUUUAGGUACUGUUGAGUUAGAAACAUCCUAUGAUGGCGAAGAGAGAACUCUUACCGUUCGCAAACCCGGCGUUUCCGUCAGAGAGCCAUUUAGUAUUAAACUUUAUUAACUUAUUGCAACUAGGAAUAAUAGUGCAGCAAUAGGACUAGAAACGUUUUACCUCAGCGGUUCUUGAAGACAUCUUGUGAUUUUUUCCUGCUUUUUAGUUUUUUUUUAUGAUACUUGUAAUACGUAGAUAUUUUACAAUUUUUAAAUUAGGGAUGGACGGUAAGUGGAAGGUAAUUUUGGAAUGAAUAAUAAACGAUUGAUAGGAA